AUGGGAUUGUGGUUCUAUAUCAUAGCAUCUAUUUCUCUAUACAUUUUUCUUCAAGCCCUUCUCAAUGUAAUCCGCAACAAGAAAUUACCACCAAGCCCUCCAACUAUACCCUUCGUAGGUAACCUUUUUUGGCUCCUAAAGUCAUCAAAAAAUUUUGCUGACAUUGAACCUUUCCUUCGUUCAUUACGUUCCAAAUAUGGUGACAUAGUUACCAUUCACAUAGGUUCUCGACCUUCAAUUUUCAUAACAUCACAUGAAGUUGCUCAUAGAGCACUAGUUAAAAAUGGUACAAUUUUUGCUAAUCGUCCUAUAGCUCUUCAAACAAUUAAAAUUUUCUUCCCUAAACAACGUUCCGUAAGCACUUCUCCUUAUGGUCCUAUGUGGAGAUUAUUGCGCCAAAAUUUAAUGCAAGUGACUCAACCUUCUCGAUUACAUUCAUAUUCUCAUUGUCGUAAAUGGGCAUUGAAUGUUCUCAAGAAACAUAUUUUAGUUGAUAUUGAAUUAGGUAAUAAAGCCGUACCAGUUGAUGAUUAUUUUAAUUUUACAUUAUAUACUUUAUUCUCGCACAUGUGUUUGGGGGAGAAAUUUGAUAAAGAAAUUGUUGAGAAUAUACAAAGGACACAACAUCGUUUGAUCCACAAUUUCAUUAGAUUCAAUGUGUUGAAUUUUGUACCAAUGUUGUCUAAGUUUGUGUUUAGAGGAUUAUAUAAAGAGAUCUUAGAAAUUCGUCAAAAUCAAAUAAAUUUGUUGCUUCCUUUAAUAAAAGCUCGCCAAGAGAAAAUAAAAAACAAGAUUCAUGUUGUGGACGGAGAUAAUGAUGAUUUUGAGGCUUAUAUUGAUACUCUUUUUGAAUUAAGACUUCCCGACAGUGACAAUAAGUUAAACGACGAAGAGUUGGUUAGUUUGAUUUCUGAAUUUUUGUUAGGUGGAACUGACACAACGGCUACCACAUUGUUAUGGGCCAUGGCUAAUUUAGUAAAAUAUCCAAACAUUCAAGAGAAAAUUUAUGAUGAAAUUAAGGAAGUUGUGAAACAUGGUGAAGAAAUUGAAGAGGAGCAAUUGAAAAGAAUGCCUUAUUUAAAGGCUGUUGUGUUAGAGACAUUUAGGAGACACCCACCUGGUCAUUUUAUAAUUCCUAGAGCUGUUAUACAUGAUGCUAUUUUGGAUGGUCAUAAGAUACCAAAAAAUGCAAUGGUGAAUUUUCCUGUGGCUGAAUUGGGGUGGGACCCAAAUGUAUGGGAAAAUCCAAUGGAAUUUAAGCCUGAAAGGUUUUAUAGGGAAGUUGAAAAGGAUACUAACUUUGAUCUAAAAGGGUUUAAAGAGAUUAAAAUGAUGCCUUUUGGUGCAGGGAGGAGAGUUUGUCCUGCAAUUAGUGUUGCAAUGCUUCAUCUUGAAUACUUUUUGGCCAAUUUGGUGAGAGAUUUUAAAUGGACAAUUGAAGAAGGGUGUGAGGUUGACUUGAGUGAGAAGCAGGCCUUCACCAUUGUCAUGAAGAAUCCAUUGAAGCCAUGUGUGACUCCAAGAACCACUUGA
Molecule: messenger RNA, 1533 nt
Organism: Cicer arietinum (chickpea)
Lineage: Eukaryota; Viridiplantae; Streptophyta; Magnoliopsida; Fabales; Fabaceae
Product: cytochrome P450 89A2-like
Cellular component (GO): membrane
Molecular function (GO): heme binding; oxidoreductase activity, acting on paired donors, with incorporation or reduction of molecular oxygen, NAD(P)H as one donor, and incorporation of one atom of oxygen; iron ion binding
Source: RefSeq, a predicted model, not a curated record